Molecule: messenger RNA, 645 nt
Organism: Strongylus vulgaris
Lineage: Eukaryota; Metazoa; Nematoda; Chromadorea; Rhabditida; Strongylidae
Source: the annotation of a GenBank genome assembly
AUGACACCAGGUGUGAAGCGAAAAUCGGAUGAAACUCUAGACGGUCAAGCUGGAGUGGAACAGAGUGAAGAUGGAAUGCUAUGGUCUUUUUCUACUCCAAAUCAUUCGAAAGACAGCUGGCAAGCACUCUACCUCGCUGCCGAUGAAGGCCUACUGCUCACAGAUGUCAGCACUUUUCCCACUGGAGCUUUCGCAGGUUACAGCUCUUCAGGGUAUAAAUCUACAUCGAAAGGCUUCAACAACUCCAAAGGGGCACUAAGGCUACUCUUUAAAAAAUCAGCAACUGUCACUUCAUUGAGCGAUAUUACCUCUCUUACUCGUGACCGUAAAGAGUUCCACCUAUUUCGGCCUUAUUUCUUCCAUGAUUUAUCAUUUCUGUUCACUAAGGAUGUUGCAAGAGGCGAAGAGCUUGUGUUUGAAAUGCUUCAAAAGCUGGUAGGCUCAGCAGUAAUUGAUAUAAAGGAGAUAGAAGAACUAAGGUCUAUGUGUCCUGACCCUUACUUGCCAAAUAGGAUUUAUAGAUUGACAUGGCAAGUGAUCGAAAUAGCAGUUGGAAGACGACUAUGCAAUGACUUGCAAGAACAACUGCGAGAUGAAAUUCGAAAAAAGAUCAAAGAGAGUGCCCUACCUUUGAUACUAACUUGA